AUGGGUGUGCUGGAUUUCGCGGCGAUAGGCGCACCGGAGAAGACCAGAUCCCUCGUCGCCGACCACCCGCAGCGCCACAUGCACAAGGGCGGCACCGAUGGGGACGCACUCGCGCGCAUAGAGACGCGACGCCGCCGAUCGGUGGGUCAUGGCGGCGGCCCGCCCGGGCGGCCAAACAGCCCGGCGUCGCCUGCUGAGCCGCCCACGACGCCGCUGCGGGCGCCCGAGGCGAGAUCCAGGAGCAAAGGCGACGUGGCGCCGCGCUCCCCUCCUCCAGACCGCGAUAUUAGGCAAGCGGACGACGAGGAGGCUCAUGAACCCAGGGUCCAGUUUUUAGCCCCAGGGACUUACUUCUUAAAUGACUUUUCAGAUACAGAUUCUAGUGUUAGUGUUAGUAACUCAACAUACAGAUCGAUGACCCCAAGCCCCACAGAGAGUCCUACUUGUGCGGCGAGGCAGAAUGAUGCUUCUGAUAAUGGUGCAAUUGCAGCAAUCGACUCAGAUGAUGCUCAUGACCUGGCUGAUGUUAGCAUAGCUGAGAACAGCAAAGCAAGCCAUGUGCCAUCCUGUAUCUUCGACUUUGGUGAUAAUAUUUGGUGCCCACCACCGCCUGAAGAUGAGAUUGAUGAUGCUGAAUCGAGGUUAUUUGGAUUCGAUGACGACGAUGAUGAAAUUGGGGAUUCCAACAACACUUUUGCCCCAAGUUGUUUCAGUGCUAAAACUAAUAGAGCAACUGGUGUCAGCAAUAUCAAUUGUGGGUCCCACCAAGAGAGUGUUCAGAAGGAUCUAUUUAGGCAUUUUCAAGCUCUAGUUGCACAGUUACUGAAGGCGGAAGGUGUUGGGUUGGCCAGUGAGAAGGAUUCCAAAAUCUGGCUUGAUAUUGUGUCCUCGUUAGCAUGGCAAGCCGCUUACUUUGUGAAACCUGACACCAAGAAAGGCGGCAGCAUGGAUCCUAGUGAUUAUGUGAAGAUCAAGUGCAUAGCAUCUGGGAACCCAACUGAUAGCAAUUUUAUAAGAGGAAUUGUUUGCUCCAAGAAUGUAAAACACAAACGCAUGGUCUCAGAGUACAGUAAUGCCAAAUUGCUCAUUUUAGGAGGUGCACUUGAGUACCAGAAAGCUUCUAAUAAGUUAGCAUCAAUUGGAACUAUACUCGAACAGGAAAAGGAAUAUCUACGAACUGUUGUUGGAAAGAUUGAGUCUAGGAAACCUAAUGUGCUGAUAGUUGAGAAGAGCGUCUCAUCUUAUGCCCAGGAGCUCUUAGCGAAAGAUAUCUCAUUAGUUCUGAAUGUAAAGAGGACACUUUUGGAGAGAAUAUCAAAAUGCACGGGCGGUCAGAUUGCCUCGUCAAUUGAUAACAUUGCUUCAGCAAGGCUAGGGCAAUGUGACAUGUUCAAGGUGGAAAAGGUUCUGGAAUCAUUUGCAUCAGGACAUGCAGAGAAGAGACCAACACCGAAAACGCUGAUGUUUUUUGAAGGCUGUCUGAAGCACCUGGGUUGCACGGUUCUACUAAGAGGAGAUUGUCGAGAAGAAUUGAAGAAGAUUAAGCAUGCAAUGCAACUGGCAGUGUUUGCUGCUUAUCAUCUGUCCCUCGAGACAUCAUUCCUUGCUGAUGAGGGCGCAACAAUUCCACAAGUUCUUUCAGUAACUGCAAUGGGUGCACAACAAGCAUGGACCAAUACAGAUCACAUUUCUGCUAAGUCUGCUGAUCGUGAUACUACUGAUAGUCUCAGAGCUGCGGAAGAGAAAUGCCCACAGACUGCUGCCAUCACGCAAAUGUUUGAUGGUAUUUCUGCAUCACCGCCUUCAUUACGAUUGGAUGGGCAAAGCCUUGGAAGUGCACUUGAGUGUACCGAAUCUGAAUCUCCUGUUAAUCAUGCCAAUUCUCUGAAUGCCGUUAAUGCCUGCCAAAAGGCUGUCUUGGCAAAGAUACCCGUGGAUUUAUGUCAUUUGGAAAACAGUGGGAGUGGCCUACCACCAGAUGACUUCCAGGCAGGAGGCCUAGAUAACCAGAACAGGCUUUCAUGUAGCUACUUACCUGGUACUGAUAAUCAUCAGAGCAUCUUAGUUUCCCUCUCAAGCACCUGUAUCCCCAAAAACUUAGCAUGUGAGCGUUCCCACCUCUUCCGCAUCAAGUUUUAUGGUAGCUUUGAUAAGCCACUUGGGAGAUACCUUCGCGAAAACUUAUUUGACCAGGCAUAUUGCUGUCCGUCAUGCAAGGAGCCUUCAGAAUCACAUGCCAGAUGCUACAUGCACCAGAACGGCAGCCUAACAAUAAGUGUUAGGCGUCUCUUAUCCCAAAAGUUGCCAGGUGAACACGAUGGAAGGAUAUGGAUGUGGCACAGAUGUAUGAAGUGCAAAUUUGAAGAUGGAAUGCCGCCUGCUACACAUAGAGUGGUCAUGUCUGAUUCUGCUUGGGGUCUAUCCUUUGGGAAGUUUCUAGAGCUCAGCUUUUCUAAUCAUGCAACUGCCAACCGAAUUGCGAGCUGUGGGCACUCUCUACAACGGGACUGCCUUCGUUUUUAUGGGUAUGGAAAUAUGGUAGCAGCCUUCCAUUAUAGUCCCAUGCUUACUCGAUCAGUUAACCUCCCACCCUCGGUGCUGAAUUUCAAUUGCCACGGCAUGCAAGACUGGGUGAAAGGAGAAACAGUCAUGGUAUUUGAUGAAAUGGAAUCCUUACAUUUGGAGGUAUAUGGUUUCCUUAAUAGUAUUGAGAGGAGUAUCAUUACCAUGGAUGAGCCAGUAAAAACAGGUAUACGGAGGCAGAUUAUAGAGAUGAAGGAUUUGCUUAACAGGGAAAGAAAUGAAUACGAGGGUUUGCUUCUACCAGUUAUAAAGGGGAGUGUUCAUUCCAUGAAAUCAACUAUUGAUACUUUGGAACUCAACCGUGUGAGACGUGGUCUCCUCCUAGAUGCAUACGUUUGGGACUGCAGGUUGUGUAACAUUGAUUCGCUUAAAGCAAAUGGCCAUAUUGCCAGAACUGAUUCUUCCAAUCCAGAAAAUCUCCAAGCCACCAGCAUAAAGGAAGAUAAAUCUGAGCUACUGACGACUGUUACACAGCAUGGAGAAACACAUGAAGGACCUGCUACAUACAGAAGGUGCUCCUCUGGAAGUCCAAGGAGAUCUCUACUAUCCAGAGAGGCCUCAAUAGAUAACGGGAAUAUCUUGGUUGAAACAAGUUUGCCGAUUGGGCAGGUGGAUGGUGUGAGUGGUGCAGGGGAUCUUGACGUGGUCUUUAGCAAAUUCAGUGUGUCUGAAAAUGGACAGUGCCUUUCCAUGAAUUCCGUCGAGACGGUACCAGUCGAGAGGUUACCCUCUCUUGCAUCUAUUUUAUCUGAUAAAAUAGAUAUGUUAUGGAGUGGAUCUACUGAAGCACACUGCAGUCUUCCACAAGAUUUGAUCAAAGCUGAUGGGAAGGGGUCUUUUAAUUUGUUGGGCAAUCCAAGCUACAAGAAGGCAAUCUCCCCAGUUCGAGUCCAUUCAUUUGAUUCUAUAUUCAGAUUGCAUGAACGGGAACAAACUGGAUUGUUGCCUGCUUCAUUACAUUUGUCCUUGAAAAUGAGAUCAGUUGAUUCCUUUAGAGAUUUGACAAGCCUUGUGAAGGAUCCGAUGACAAACAUGCGCAGGGCUUUUUCUCAAAUAUCUCCUAGAUCAAGGGGAAACUUAAAUGUUAUUCUUACUCGUGCACCUACAUAUCUCAAAUCUGCUUCUCAUAUGGUGAGUGAUGGGGCACGGCUGCUGCUGCCUCAUAUUGGUUCUGAAGGUGCCCUUGUUGUUGCUGUCUAUGAUGAUGAGCCAACCAGUAUCGUAUCAUAUGCCAUGACGUCACAAGAAUAUGUUGAGCAUGUUACGCAUAAACUGGAUUCAAAAUCCAGCUUUCAACAUAUGUCAAAUUGCUCCGCGGUCAGCAGUAACGGACUUGAGAAAGCUUUGCCUUCACAAGGAGCCCACUUUAAGUAUUCGUUUGACGAUGAAGCAUUUUGUGCAGAUAAUACAAAGUUUUCAGUGACUUGUUAUUUUGCAAGGCAGUUUGCUUCACUUAGAAAGAAGUGCUGUCCAAGUGAUGUUGAUUACAUACGUUCACUCAGUCGCUGUAAAAGAUGGAGUGCUGAUGGUGGAAAAAGUAAUGUUUACUUUGCAAAGACAAUGGAUGAGAGAUUCAUAAUUAAACAAGUCACCAAGACGGAGCUAGACUCUUUUGUUGGGUUUGCUCCUCACUACUUCAGGCACUUGACUCAAUCAUUGACUUCUGGAAGCCCAACUUGUCUGGCCAAAAUAUUAGGAAUUUAUCAGGUUAAUAUCAAGGGCUUGAAAGGAGGGCGUGAGGUUAAGAUGGAUCUUAUGGUUAUGGAGAACAUUUUCUUCCAGAAAACAAUAUCGAGGGUGUAUGAUCUAAAGGGUUCCGUGCGUUCACGCUAUAAUUCAGAUACAUCUAGCAACAAUAAAGUACUUUUGGAUUCUAAUCUCAUUGAGGAACUACAUACAAAGCCUAUAUUUUUGGGCCGUAAGGCGAAGCGAACAUUGGAAAGAGCUGUCUGGAAUGAUACAUCAAUUCUUGCGUCGUUGGAUGUCAUGGACUACUCGCUUCUGGUCGGCAUUGACGAGGAGAAGAAUGAACUUGUGAUCGGCAUCAUCGACUUCCUACGACAGUACACCUGGGACAAGCAGUUGGAGACGUGGGUGAAGGCCUCAGGCAUCCUAGGCGGCCCCAAGAAUGAGACCCCAACUGUCAUUUCGCCGGUCCAGUAUAAGAAGAGGUUUAGAAAGGCCAUGUUGAGGUACUUCAUUGCCAUCCCCGACCAAUGGUCCUCUUGA
Triticum turgidum subsp. durum (durum wheat) is the source of this 4812-nucleotide messenger RNA. NCBI's taxonomy places the organism in Eukaryota, Viridiplantae, Streptophyta, Magnoliopsida, Poales, Poaceae. The record is from the annotation of a GenBank genome assembly.